AUGAUCAAGAGCUCGAGUUCUAGUUCAGAGGACUCUCUUUUGGGGAUCCGUUUCAGCUGGAGGCAGUUCAUAAGCUACUUGGUCCUGACCGUUGUCACCGUAUAUGUGCUGCGCAAAUUAUUCACUGGGCAUGGGACGGAUAUUGACUUUGGUAAGUUCCUUACGAGGACGUCUCCGUAUAUGUGGGCUAAUUUAGGGAUUGCCAUGUGUAUUGGGUUAAGCGUUGUUGGUGCUGCCUGGGGGAUAUUUAUCACCGGGUCCUCGAUCAUUGGUGCCGGUGUUCGUGCCCCCAGAAUCACUACAAAGAACUUAAUCUCCAUCAUUUUCUGCGAAGUGGUGGCUAUUUACGGACUCAUCAUAUCCAUUGUGUUUUCAUCGAAGUUGACAGUGGCAUCAGCUGCCACUUUGUUCUCGAAAUCAAACCUUUAUACAGGAUACGCGCUUUUCUGGGCCGGGCUGACUGUGGGUCUUUCAAAUCUAAUAUGUGGUGUCUGUGUCGGCAUCACUGGUGCUACGGCAGCGGUUUCUGAUGCCGCAGACUCCGCACUAUUCGUAAAGAUUCUUGUUGUCGAAAUUUUUGGUUCUAUAUUGGGCCUUCUAGGUUUGAUUGUUGGCCUUUUGAUGGCCGCAAAGGCAUCGGAUUUUGAGUAG
This is a messenger RNA of Huiozyma naganishii CBS 8797, 651 nucleotides long. It is a transcript of the gene VMA16, whose product is annotated as H(+)-transporting V0 sector ATPase subunit c''. Gene Ontology annotation, biological process: proton transmembrane transport. The coding region runs from base 1 to 651 and encodes 216 amino acids. The transcript has a single exon. NCBI's taxonomy places the organism in Eukaryota, Fungi, Ascomycota, Saccharomycetes, Saccharomycetales, Saccharomycetaceae. Gene Ontology annotation, molecular function: proton-transporting ATPase activity, rotational mechanism. Gene Ontology annotation, cellular component: proton-transporting V-type ATPase, V0 domain. The record is from RefSeq and is a predicted model, not a curated record.